CGGCAGUCGGCGCUGCGAGCCGAGCGGCGCGGAGGGCGCGACCGGCGGGCCGGGGCGCGGGGCUGCGCGCUGUCUUGUGGGCUCCUUCUGCGAGCCGGGGCGCGGGCGACACCGCGGACCCCUCGGGCGGGCCCCGGGCUCGCGGCAUAGGGAGUCGGGGACCGCCCGCCGGGGAGCCGGGACCAUGGCGCUACGCGCCCGGGCGCUGUACGACUUUAGGUCGGAGAACCCGGGCGAGAUCUCGCUGCGGGAGCACGAGGUGCUGAGCCUGUGCAGCGAACAGGACAUCGAGGGCUGGCUCGAAGGGGUCAACAGCCGCGGCGACCGUGGCCUCUUCCCGGCCUCGUACGUGCAGGUGAUUCGCGCCCCCGAGUCCGGCCCGGCGGGCGAUUGCGGCCCGGGAGCCCCGGCUCGCUACGCCAACGUCCCGCCUGGCGGCUUCGAGCCCCUUCCCGCCGCGCCGCCUGCCUCCUUCAAGCCGCCGCCCGACGCCUUCCAGCCCUUGCUGCAACCGCAGCAGGCGCCUCCGCCGAGCACCUUCCAGCCGCCGGCCGCGGGCUUCCCGUACGGCGGAGGCGCGCUGCAACCGUCGCCUCAGCAGCUCUACGGCGGCGGCUACCAGGCCAGCCAGGGCAGCGACGAUGACUGGGACGACGAGUGGGACGACAGCUCCACGGUGGCCGAUGAGCCGGGCGCGCUGGGCAGCGGCGCGUACCCGGACCUCGACGGCUCAUCGUCCGCGGGCGGCGCGGCCGGCCGCUACCGUCUGUCCACGCGCUCCGACCUGUCGCUGGGCUCCCGCGGCGGCUCGGCGCCCGCGCAGCACCACCCGUCGGGGGCCAAGAGCUCGGCCACCGUAAGCCGCAACCUCAACCGCUUCUCCACCUUCGUCAAGUCGGGCGGCGAGGCCUUCGUGCUGGGUGAAGCGUCUGGCUUCGUGAAGGAUGGGGACAAGCUGUGCGUGGUGCUGGGGCCCUACGGCCCCGAAUGGCAGGAGAACCCUUACCCCUUCCAGUGCACCAUCGACGAUCCCACCAAACAGACCAAGUUCAAGGGCAUGAAGAGCUAUAUCUCCUACAAGCUGGUCCCCACGCACACGCAGGUGCCGGUACACCGGCGCUACAAGCACUUCGACUGGCUGUACGCGCGCCUGGCCGAGAAGUUCCCCGUCAUCUCGGUGCCCCACCUGCCCGAGAAACAGGCCACUGGCCGCUUCGAGGAGGACUUCAUCUCCAAACGCAGGAAGGGCCUGAUCUGGUGGAUGAACCACAUGGCCAGCCACCCGGUGCUGGCGCAGUGCGACGUCUUCCAGCACUUCCUGACCUGCCCCAGCAGCACGGACGAGAAGGCCUGGAAACAGGGCAAGAGGAAGGCCGAGAAAGAUGAGAUGGUGGGCGCCAACUUCUUCCUGACCCUGAGCACACCCCCCGCCGCCGCCCUCGACCUGCAGGAGGUGGAGAGCAAGAUCGAUGGCUUCAAGUGCUUCACCAAGAAGAUGGACGACAGCGCGCUGCAGCUCAACCACACGGCCAAUGAGUUCGCGCGCAAGCAGGUGACGGGCUUCAAGAAGGAGUAUCAGAAGGUGGGCCAGUCCUUCCGCGGCCUCAGCCAGGCCUUUGAGCUGGACCAGCAGGCCUUCUCGGCCGGCCUGAACCAGGCCAUCGCCUUCACCGGAGAUGCCUACGACGCCAUCGGCGAGCUCUUUGCCGAGCAGCCCAGGCAGGACCUGGACCCCGUCAUGGACCUGUUAGCGCUGUAUCAGGGGCACCUGGCCAACUUCCCCGACAUCAUUCACGUUCAGAAAGGAGCUCUUACCAAAGUAAAGGAGAGUAGGCGACACGUGGAAGAAGGGAAGAUGGAGCUGCAAAAGGCUGAUGGCAUUCAAGAUCGCUGUAACACUAUUUCUUUUGCCACUUUGGCUGAAAUUCACCACUUCCAUCAAAUUCGAGUUAUUUCUGUAAGUAGAUGGAGACCGUUGGUAACAAGACAUGGAAUGUUCCUCAUGCUCUAGAUUGGAUACUAUGACCUGCCAUCACCUACACGAUUUGAUCUACAGAACUCUCCUGCAAAACCAUUUUACAAACAAGAAAACACUCCUCAGUGGUCGCUCAGCCCGAGAGAGGCCGCGCUGGGAUUUGAACCGAGGUCACCUGACUCCACAGCGUGUUAUCAACCACCCCACCGCCUACUUGAGAAUGCGGGGUGAGGUGCUGGAGCCGAUGAGGAGGUGGUGUGGUAGUCUCCUUGAGGACAAGCCCUGUCCCUGACUUACUCCCCCUUGGGGGAUGCUAGGCACCGGCGGUGAAGACAGGAAAGGUGUGGUUUGGAGAACAGAAGAUCUUUGUGACUCACCAGGUUUUUGAAUAACACCGAACUUCAUCUUCUGAAAGGAACGAAAUGCCAGAAUGCUAGCCCUCUGCAUCCGCACUAUUAGCACAAGUGCUCGGGCUGCUCAGGCGGGCGGUUUUCCACAGACAGACCUCUGUUGUACUUGCAGGGGACGGAGGAGGCGGCCACAGGAGGAGACAGCGGCCGGGCCGAGCCACAGUGCCGGCUUUGUUCCGCGGCGGGCCGGCCGGAUUCAGAUCUGUGCCUCAGCGAUGAGACCUGUGACGGCACCUCACGCCCUACCCAGCCAUUUGGGAACGGCUUCAGUUUGGACUGUCAGAUCCCCGCCGGGUGACUGCUGUCUGCUCUCCCGACACACAACCGGCCGAAUUUGAAAGAGAAGCGCAAGCCGAGCUCCGGGAGUCAGGAGGAAGGCUGGCCUCUGAGCGGGUGGCCGGGGCCUCUCACGGUCAAGACCGGGACCGGGAACUCACCGCCAUCAGAGCUGUUUGCCGUCUGAAGCCUCAAGUGAGAUGAACAAGUAAUAAAUUGCCAUGCUGGUUCUGACUCCUUCAUUACAGGAACUUUGAAUGGGACCAGGCUACCUGUCUUCUGACCAGCAUAUUUUCUCCUGCUUUACCUCGUGGGAGACCAAAUCAUCAUCGAAAGGUUGCUAUGGAAAAGGUAGUUACCCACCAUCAACUCACGUUUGAGUCAUUCAAAAAGCUGGAUGAAGCCACCGGCACAGCAGAGACACCCUAGACACUUGGGCUGAUUGAUUUGUCAACAAAUAUUUAUUGAAUUCCUAAUUUCCAGGCAUUGGUCUAGGCGCUAGGAACACAGCAGUGAACAAAACCAGCCCGCAUCCCUGCCCUCGUGAAUUUAUAUUCCAAUGGGAAGAGAUAUAAUAUUCAAAUUAGUGAAAUAUAUACUAUAUAGGUGGUGAUAAGGGAUAUGGGGAAAAUAAAGUGGGGAAGGGGGGUAGGAGUAUAGUGAGGGGUGGGAGAAUUUGUUAUUUUAAGUAAAGUGGCCAGAAUGGGCCUCCAACCUGAAGUAAAGACCUGAAGGACUUAAGUUUUGAGCCAUGUGACUACCUAAGGGAAGAACAUUCUGGAACAUUAAUAGCAAGUGCAAAGGCCCUGAGGCCAGAGAGCUUACCUGGCAUGUUAGAAGCCCAUCAGGGAGGUAGGAUGGGAUGGGAGUGGGAAUGAGGUGUGGGGGGUAGAGUGUAGAGGUGGUGGUGGUGGAGGCCUGAGCAGGAAGAGAUGCCUCCCAGAGGUGGGGGGAUCCAGUCAUAGAAGGCCGUAUAUAGGCUGUUGUGAGGACUUUGGCUUUUUCUCUGAGUUGGGGAGCCCUGGAGGGUUUGGGCAGAAAAAAAAGCAUGAUUUACCUCAUGUUGUGACAGGGUCACUUUGGUUGAUCAAUGGGGGUAGCAAAGGCAGAAACGGAGACCAGUUAGGAGACUUCCUGAUAAUCCAGGUGUGAUGGGGGCCCACACUAAGGUGGAAGCUUAGGAUAGUCAGGUUGAAUUUCUUGACGAGGGCACUAUGUCCCCAUUGUGGAGCUUAGCAAGCCCAAGAACAGUGUCUUCCUUUGUUUUCUAUGCCUCCAUGGCUGAGGAUUAUCCCUUUGAUGGGUAACUUAUUACUUUGUAGUUAAAUGAUCUAUCUUGCUCUGAUUCAAGAGCUAUUUGUUCUCCUUAGAGUGACUCUUCUGAUCUAUUAAAUAAUGAUUUUAUAACUCAGCUCUCAGAGAAUACUCUUAAGUUCUUAGGGGCCACCUCAUCACUGCCCCCAGGUAUAGAAGCCUGACUAGAGAGGUCUGACACAGAAAAUUGACUUCCAAGGUUUUGGGGACACAUACCCAUAUUUCAGCAGUAGAUUGGCCGUCCUGUUACGGCCUGAGAAUCUUUUCUUUCUCUUAGUGCAGUUCUGUCUGCCUGGUUGCCAUGGUGACUCUCUCUGACCAGUGCUGAGAUCUUCAACAUAGGGCUUGAGGGCCCAGCAGGUGUCUCUCCAUCCACCCUCGGGACCUCAUAACUGCCAGCUCAGGAUGCUGCCACAUGACAUUUGCAAACUGAAUGGGCGAACUUUAGCAGACUGUUCACAAUUCCUUUGGAUUCCUUCCCCCUUAAUGUGCAAACAUCUAUCUGGUCUCUUGCUCUUUGUGGUUGGGCCUUCCUUGUGCCCUGUGUUCUGCCUGCUGGCGAGGGUGCUUGUGCUGUGCCCUGCAGUCUGUCCUCAGUGAGACUUUUUAUUGAAACGUCCUUUUACUCCCAUUUGUUGAUCUAUUUUUUUUUUUCAACCAUUGUUCGUCUUUUAACAAAUAACCUGCAAAUGAGUUAAAACUUCAGAGGAUUCCUCUGCCAGGCUCUCCUACUUGCAGGUAUGGUAUUUUUCAACCCUGGCUUUACAUUAGCAUCAGCUGAGGAACUUUCAAAACUAUGAAGAUGCCUGGACCACACUCUAAACCAACUGAAUCAGAACCUAGAGAGUGGGACACAGGCUUCAGGAUGUUUUAAAAAGCCUCCCCCGCCCACCCCACCCGACGAUUCUGAUGCACAACUUUGCUUUCUUUCUUAAAGGCAGUAUAAACAGGGCCUAGCACCGGCAGGCUGUUGAGGCUGCUCGUUCUCUAAGGCGCUCAAAGGUUCUCUCUUGUCUCAGGGAGGUUUUAUGGAGAGUCAGAGAAAAUCAGUGAAGGGACUGAAAGAAGAAAACGUUCAUUAUAUAAAGUCAAAUGUCCCAUUACCAGAACACAUGGCCUGCAAUGAACGAUGAAUUAAUAUAAUUUUAGUCUGUAAUCCAUUUGAAAAGCACAAUUUUAUUUCAUUGUAUUUUGUAUGUAUUAAGAGCAGUGAUCUGUUAAAUAUAAAUGAUUAAAAUAUACCACGAAAUGUUUUCCAUUCUUCAAUGCAUCGAGGUUUUAAAGAACCAGAAGUGGUUCCAGCCUGCCUGGGGCCAAGGGGCUCCUCUGGGGAGUGGCCUGGGCCUGGAGGAAUGAGCGUGGGGCAGCGACUCCCGUGAGCCAGGUCUUCCUUUUCUGGCCCUGAGACUCUGGGCAGAUCCCUCCAUC
This is a messenger RNA of Zalophus californianus (California sea lion), 5403 nucleotides long. It is a transcript of the gene SNX18, whose product is annotated as sorting nexin 18. The coding region runs from base 185 to 2011 and encodes 608 amino acids. Gene Ontology annotation, molecular function: phosphatidylinositol binding; protein binding. Gene Ontology annotation, cellular component: cytoplasmic vesicle; plasma membrane. NCBI's taxonomy places the organism in Eukaryota, Metazoa, Chordata, Mammalia, Carnivora, Otariidae. The record is from RefSeq and is a predicted model, not a curated record. Gene Ontology annotation, biological process: plasma membrane tubulation; protein transport; cleavage furrow formation. The transcript has 4 exons.